AGCAUCCCCGGGACGGGCAACGGCGCGGCCGGCGGGAGCGGAGGUAACCCAGGCGGUCGCGCUGCUACUAACCGGUGGGGAAAGGUCUGGCGCGGAACCCUGGCACGGCGGCUGAGAAAAACAGGCUAACCACCGCUUGGGGAGGGAGGAGCGGCCACCGAGGGAGCGAAAUGACCCCAGAUCCUCCUCUCUUCCUGCGGCGCGACCCGGAGGGCCGCCCGUCUCCUCACGCUGUUCCCGCCGGCGACAAGCCCAUCAUGUCGCGCCCAUCCCGACUUUUGAGGGUGGUUUUCUUGGAGCCACGUGUUUUGUUUAGUUUGGCAGCCGGCAGAUUGUGAUUUGGAGUCGUGGAGAAUUCACAGUCUUUCCACAAUGGGAGAAAGGACAGAUUGUACGAAGUCGCAUAGUUCACUGGCAGAAUACAGCCCCGUCAAUAAAUCAGACAGGACAGAUCCAAGUGACAGCUCUGAAAUGCAGGAUGGAAACCAAAAUACAUUGCAACUGAAGAAAGAAAUAUCUUUGAUAAAUGGCAUAAGCCUUAUAGUAGGCAACAUGAUCGGUUCAGGUAUCUUUGUAUCUCCCAAAGGAGUUCUCAUCUACAGCAAAUCUUAUGGAUUGUCGCUAAUAAUUUGGGCAAUUGGAGGGGUUUUUUCAGUCUUUGGAGCUCUGUGCUAUGCUGAACUUGGAACCACUAUUACAAAGUCAGGAGCCAGCUACGCAUAUAUCUUGGAGUCUUUUGGGAGCUUCAUUGCUUUUAUUCGUUUGUGGACCUCACUCCUAAUUGUAGAGCCAACUAGUCAGGCGAUUAUUGCCAUCACCUUUGCUAACUACGUAGUUCAACCUUUCUUCCCUUCCUGUGAUCCUCCAUAUUUGGCCUGCCGUCUCAUAGCAGCUGCUUGUGAAUGUCUUCUAACAUUUAUAAAUUGUGCCUACGUUAAAUGGGGAACACGGGUGCAGGAUAUAUUUACUUAUGCUAAAGUCGCUGCACUUAUUGUCAUCAUCAUAACCGGACUUGUUAAAAUAUUCCAGGGACAUUCAUCACACUUUGAGAACUCUUUUGAGGGAUCCUCUUUUGAUAUUGGAGACAUUUCCCUCGCACUCUAUUCUGCUUUGUUCUCUUACUCUGGUUGGGAUACGCUCAAUUUUGUAACAGAAGAGAUCAAAAACCCAGAAAGGAACUUGCCACUGGCUAUUGCAGUGUCUAUGCCAAUUGUGACUGUUAUCUAUAUUAUGACCAAUAUAGCUUACUAUACAGUGCUGGAUGUCGAAGCUGUUCUUUCUAGUGAUGCCGUGGCAGUGACAUUUGCUGACCAGGUAUUUGGUAUCUUCAGCUGGACAAUUCCCAUUGCUGUAGCCUUUUCUUGUUUUGGUGGACUUAAUGCGUCAAUUCUAGCAUCAUCAAGGCUAUUUUUUGUAGGAUCUCGAGAAGGUCACCUUCCUGAUCUCUUGUCUAUGAUCCACAUAGGGAGAUUCACACCUGUGCCAGCACUGCUUUUCAAUUGUGCUAUGACCCUUAUUUACCUGGCUGUGGAAGAUGUCUUCAAGCUUAUUAAUUACUUCAGUUUCAGUUAUUGGUUUUUUGUUGGUCUGUCUAUUGCUGGGCAAUUAUAUCUACGUUGGAAGGAACCAGAUCGACCCAGGCCUCUUAAGCUGAGUGUGGCUUUCCCAAUAAUAUUCUGUAUAUGCACAAUAUUUCUGGUGGUAGUGCCACUCUAUAGUGACACUAUCAACUCAUUGAUUGGAAUUGCCAUUGCUUUAUCUGGAAUUCCAGUCUUUUUCUUGGGAGUCUAUUUACCUGCAUCAAGGAGACCUCAGUUUAUCAACAAGAUUUUAGGUGCCGUCACACGAAACAUGCAGCUGCUCUGUUACUGUGUUUUAACAGAGAUGGAUACAAGUAAAGAGAAGAAGUUAGAAAUCAAAUCCAGCUAAAAAUUCAAAGCCAUUACAAGCAACAGAAGGGAGGAUAAAGCAAUUAUGACAACAAAAGGGAAGAGAUGGAACUGGAAAAAAUCGGAAAAUUGUUUCCAGUGGUCUUUCAGAAAUGCUGAAAAUGUACUUGCAAUUGGAUUCUCACAUAAAUCGUCCCCUUGCGUCACCCUUUUAAACUGUGGCAUAUUUUCACUGGAUAAUGAUUACCUACUCAUUUCAGGCACACAAGCUAUGUGUCAAUACUGUUCCUUCUUCAGAAUUGGUAUUAAAAUGGUAAGAGCUAAUGGAUCAAAUUAGGUUUCUGCAGAACCAGGCGGUGAAGUAAUGCAUUUUUAAGUUAGACUGAAAACUACUUUGACUCAAAAGACCAAAACUCAUUUCCAGCUUAAAUCUGGCAGAUGUUUGCAUGAGAUGAUUUGCUGUGCUAUCUUGGUUCUUAUCCCAGAAUAUAACUGGUCACAACGAACUACCUAACUUGUCAUUAUUAGCAGAAAAAUGAAUAAAGUUGUGCUACAUUAUUUAAAGACUGAACCAACCUCUCUUCCUGACAGAUAAGUAUUUUAUUCUGUAUGUUAUGUGGAAAUACGGUAUCAGACCGUGGCAAGAAUUUAAUCAACAAAGCGCCUUGGCGCUGAAGACUUGAUUAACAUUUGAUGAUUCUUUCCUGUUAGUUUGUUAGUACUUGGUCAGCUUCUGACAGGCUUUGUGAAACUUCCAAAAUUAAAAUGCUCCGUUUGAA
Messenger RNA from Chroicocephalus ridibundus (black-headed gull), 2668 nucleotides. It is a transcript of the gene SLC7A6, whose product is annotated as solute carrier family 7 member 6. Gene Ontology annotation, biological process: amino acid transmembrane transport. The record is from RefSeq and is a predicted model, not a curated record. Gene Ontology annotation, cellular component: membrane. Gene Ontology annotation, molecular function: L-amino acid transmembrane transporter activity. The coding region runs from base 373 to 1929 and encodes 518 amino acids. The transcript has 11 exons. NCBI's taxonomy places the organism in Eukaryota, Metazoa, Chordata, Aves, Charadriiformes, Laridae.